This is a messenger RNA of Peniophora sp. CBMAI 1063, 1212 nucleotides long. NCBI's taxonomy places the organism in Eukaryota, Fungi, Basidiomycota, Agaricomycetes, Russulales, Peniophoraceae. The record is from the annotation of a GenBank genome assembly.
AUGCGUGCCAUAGGGCUCGUUUUCUCGCUCGCAGAAUCUCGUCUGGGCCAGACAUUACGCAUCAACACGCCUCGUCUGGUUACCGCUGCGUUUACAAACAUCCAUUGCCUUGUCAAGGCAGGUUAUAACCUGCGUUCGCUCUCGAUCACAAAUGACAGCGCCACCUGGAGCUCGUCAGACGAGAUCGUUGAAAUGUUGCGCGAACAUCCUCGAUUAGAAGUUCUGCGACUUUCUUUCGAUGCAGUACCUUUUUUGCAACAGAGUCGUUCGCACCCGGCCGAGGCAGACCUCCGUCACCUCAAACUGCUCUGUGUGGCCUGCACCACGCUAGAUAAUGGCCAGAGAUCGGGGAAUAUAGCCGAGCUUCUUGGAGCCUUAUCCAUUCCUUCAUCAUGUAUCUUUCAUCAUUUGGACUUCUCCCAGCGCGGAGAUGAUAUGCAUUGGCGAACAUCGUUCGAUAUCUUCGCAGCUCGCGUGCGCGAAGUGAAUUACGAUGCCCUCACUGUGAGCGCCAGCUCCGGAUCGCUCCUCGGUCCUCCCUUCGUUGCCAACGUCUUCUCCACCGAUGACCACGCAUGGCCGUCCCCUCGCGAUCACCCAGACAAAUGGCGCAGCAAAUGCUGCACCGACGACGCUCUUGCUGAUAGGAACGUGGUGCCGGGAGUGCAUUUGGCGGUGUCGAGCAUAUGUAACUGGAAAACCGAAGAUCUACUAUCAGAUUUCAUCCCACGUUUGCAAUGUGAAGAGAUUACGCAUCUCACCCUCCGUGGCCUCGACGACAUUCGCAGGAUAGACCAUCCUGAUCUUCGUACCGCACUGCGGCCCUUAGCCGCCGUUCAGUCUCUCUACAUGCCCACGCGCUUCCAUCCCACUUCGCUAUGGCCAGAUUGUUUCGCACCGAUAGAACCAGGGAUCAAGCUGCCUCGCCCUACAGCAUCUAAUGCGGUUCCCCCUCUUCCCGCCCUCCGUCACGUCAUUGUACACCAAGAGAACAUUUACACGGGCUGUCCCGAGCAGGAUAUAGGGCUGUGGUGGUCGGACCUUUGCGACUGGCUCAAGGUUCGCAACGAGCGACUCGAAUUGCUCGAACUGAGGGGCGAUUGGAAGAAGAUGGGUCCUGCGCUGAGGGUCCUGGACGAGAGGCAGCUAUCCAUUGCGAAAGGACUCGUCGGAGAGCUGAAGGAUGAGCGCAUUCUGCCAUCGCGCAUGUGA